Messenger RNA from Linum trigynum, 4624 nucleotides. The record is from the annotation of a GenBank genome assembly. NCBI's taxonomy places the organism in Eukaryota, Viridiplantae, Streptophyta, Magnoliopsida, Malpighiales, Linaceae.
UCCAUCAUCCUUCAACAUUCCAUCAUUCUCCAUUUCCUUUGUUCUGCUUCUGUUCGUAUUUCUUUUGUGGGUUUUUGGUAGUGAAACGUUUUCACUACCACGGGUAGAUAGGAGAUUUCCUUGUGAGUGAAAUAGUGAGGUUGUUUUGGAAACACCGUGUGUUCUAUUUCUUGUAUCGAGAAAAUCUCUGUAACCUAUCAUUGUUAUAGUAAAGAAAUACUCCGGAGCUGCUGUUCCCGUGGACUGGCCCAAAAUCAGGGUAUACCACGUAAAUCCUCGGUGUCAUUUAUUAUUAUCUAUGCUUGUUGUUAUUUUGAGAAUAGUCGUAGUAUAUUGCAUUAUUAAAUUACCGAAGUAAAUUGAUCUAAGUAAGUUGGUUACCGUAAUUCUGGAGGCUCUGCCACCAGGUCCAACUUAUUUGUGAACUUUUUACAAGCGUGUGAUUUCUUAGUGCAAUAUAUUUACCCGCUAUUCUCACCCGCUGCGCCCAACACGUCUGUAUGUCGCAGGCGGAAGCAGCGUGUUCAAUUUUCGCUCGCGAAAACAAAUCCAUCAAAAGGCGUCGUAUGAUUCGAGAGAAGUAUUAAGGUUUGCGAGAUCAGGAAAUAGGGAAGGGAAGGGAAGGGAAGGACCGAGCCGUGAAGGGUGUGAAAGGAUAGGAUUGAGCCUGAGUGUAGGAUCAGUGUCUUACGUCUGAGCGACUGAGCCUAGGGAUGGCAACCAAACCCGAACCCACGGGUACCCACCCGACCCAACCCGGUCAACGCGGGUAAAAUCCGUGUUGACGGGUUUUGGGUCGGGUUUGGGUUUAAACCCGUUCACUAUUCACCGGGUUGGGUUGGGUUUGGGUUUAGGUAAAUCCGACCCGUGGGUACCCGCCCACACAUAUAAUUAAUUUUCUCGGUAUAUUUAAUAUUUUAAACAACUAAUCUUAUUUAUGUUUGUGGAGACAUGUCUAAUUUUUUCUUUCUAAUUGUGUAGAAUGAAGUUUGUGUUAUCGAGUGGAGAGUGAAGAAACUUAAUUGAAAGGAAGAAGCCUUCAAUUAAUAUGUUAUUUAUGGAUAAUUUAUGAUUUACUUCAAUUUUCUUGAGUUUUCUAGAUUGGUGUUGAACAAUUUGUAUAGUUAAUUUGUGAUUUGCUUGAAUUUUCUAGAAUGGUGUUUUAAAUAUGGAUAAUUUGUAUUGAGAGAUUGAUAUUUGACUUUAAUUUUGAUAGGAACUUGUUAUUGUAAAUUUUUUACGACAAAAACCCGUGGGUACCCAUGAACCCGCGGAUACCCAGCGGGUUGGGUUGGGUUUGAGUUUUUCAAACCCAGUGUGUUUUACCCCAGGUUUUUUUCACGGAUAAACCCAUGGGUUUGGGUUUGGGUUUGGCAAAACCCGACCCAACCCGACCCAUUGCCAUCCCUAACUGAGCCCACGGCUGCUACUUGUUUUGGGCUUGUUAAUGUGGAUUGUUGGACAAUCCUACAUUUGAUGUGGACAAUCCUUCCCUGGACAAUUUAUCGCACACAACGACGACGAAAUCAUCAUCUGAUUCAUCUCCUGGAUCUCUUCCGAAAGAGGAAAGACAGUCCCCACUCCCCACCACUGGCUGAUCACUGAUCACUCCAAGGUCCCGAUCCCAGCUACACACUCCACCAAAGCUGCAGCCGGCGCCGGCGAACUCGCCGCCGACAUCGAUCCGUAUCCGCCGUGGUACCUCUCCCCUGCGAUGUCAGCCAGCAAGUUUCAGCAGCAAUCAAUGCUCACUCUCAGAGGCUCCCUCCUCUCUCUCGCAAUCCUAACCUUCGUCUCCCUCACUUACCUGUCCCUUAACUCUCUUCACUCCUCAAUCUCCUUCUCCGCGCAGUCCUCUCCCACCGCAUCCUCAGCCUCCGGGAAGCAAAUUAUUCAACUGGUGCAAAGAGAGACGGUGGCUUCAGCGGGGCAAGAAGAGAGCGGAAAUGCGGAGGUAGGGAGGAGCGACGGCGAUGACGAGAUUACGGAUCUGUACCAUUACCCGGAGGUAUUCAAGUUGAAUUACGCGGCUAUGGAGGAGAAUUUCAAGGUUUAUAUCUACCCGGACGGUGAUCCGAAAACGUUUUAUCAGACGCCGAGGAAAUUGACGGGGAAGUACGCGAGCGAGGGCUACUUCUUCCAGAACAUUAGAGAAAGUAAGUUCAGGACUGAAGAUCCGGAUCAGGCUCACCUCUUCUUUAUCCCGAUUUCUUGUCAUAAAAUGCGAGGCAAGGGUACUUCCUAUGAAAACAUGACCAUAAUUGUUCAGAAUUAUCUGGAUGGCUUGAUAGCCAAAUAUCCUUACUGGAACAGGACUCUUGGGGCAGAUCACUUUUUCGUUACAUGUCAUGAUGUUGGUGUAAGAGCAACUGAAGGUGUUCCAUUUCUUGUGAAAAAUGCAAUUCGAGCAGUAUGUUCCCCAAGUUAUGACGUUGGAUUCAUUCCACACAAAGAUAUUGCACUUCCUCAAGUUCUGCAGCCAUUCGCUCUUCCAGCUGGAGGCAAUGAUGCGGAAAACAGGACUACUCUUGGCUUCUGGGCUGGCCAUAGGAACUCUAGAAUUAGAGUUAUACUGGCACGUGUUUGGGAAAAUGAUACGGAGCUCGAUAUUUCGAACAACAGAAUAAGUAGGGCCACAGGACAUCUAGUUUAUCAGAAGAGAUUUUACAAGACUAAAUUUUGCAUAUGCCCAGGAGGUUCUCAGGUCAACAGUGCUCGAAUAACCGACUCAAUCCACUAUGGAUGUGUUCCUGUAAUAUUAUCCAACUACUAUGACCUGCCAUUCAACGACAUCAUUGACUGGAGCAAAUUCGCCAUUGUAUUGAAAGAGAAAGACGUGUAUCAGCUGAAGCAGAUCCUCAAAGACAUACCAGAUGAGAAGUUUCUUGAGUUGAAUAAAAAUGUAGCCAAGGUACAGAAGCACUUCCAGUGGAAUUCGCCACCGAUUAAGUACGAUGCAUUCCACAUGGUGAUGUAUGAUCUCUGGCUGCGUCGUCAUGUCAUCCGAUACUGAAUGUUGAAACGAGAAUAGCUUGUAAAUUGUCACAACCCCAUCGCGGGAGGGGAUUAGUCUGUUGCUCACUAUUAUUUCAUUUCUUCUUUAGACUUGAUACCCUCAAAUAUGUUCCACACUAAAUGUAGGCUGUAGAUCCUCUGUGUUGUUUAGAGCUGUAACAAGGUUGUAACGGGAACGGGAAAAGAGAUAGCAGACAAGGUUAGAGAGAUUGGUAGAACACCCUCCCUGCAUUGAUUCUUGGACAUCUUAUAGGAAUUUUGCGAACAUCUGUGUUAGUGUUCACUUCUUGGCUUCUUGUUACUGGGAAAAACUUUUGGAACGGCUUAGUUGUUAAACUCAUCAACAGAUGGGGAGCUGGAAGAAUUGGCAUUCUAGUUGGUCGCUUUUGAUCCACGGUAUUUAAGAAAAUCGAUUAGAUUGGCUAGUUAAAAUCGUAGCAGAGUUAGUGAGAUUGACUAACAGUUGAAGCUAUCUGCGGUUGUUUGCAUGAGUCAUUUAUAAAAUAAAAUUUGAUAUUUGAGAAUGUAUGGUGUGUUUAAAAGUUUUUAGAUGAGUCAUUAUUAAAUUAAUUAUUUGUAUAAUGUCAUUGUUUUGUUUUCCAUUAUCUUGUUUUUUGUCAUAAUAAAAUCAAUUCCGUAAAUAAAAUAAUUUUGCAACCAACAAAACAUAUUAUUUGAGUACGAGUCAUGUUAAUACUACUUUCUAAUUUUCAUUAAUAAUCUUAUGCUAACUUUCUUUAUGAAGGGUAACGGCUCUAGAAGUCUAAUUACGAAGACGCAUCGAGAAUGCUGCUAACAAGGUUGUCAAACUGGUUUAAGUCGUUUAGCAAGUCAAAGAAGUGGUUUGAGAUUUAAUGAUUUGAUCAAGAUUCAACCUGAGUUGUUUUAUAUAUUUUCUAAUAUAUAUACAUAUAAGGUACUAAUUUAAAAUUUUAAUAAAUCAAUUUUUUUAAAUUAUCAUGUAUCAUUUAGCAAUUUUACAUUAAUUAUAUAUAUAUAAGCUAUUAACAUCCUAGUUCACUAUCUCUCCCCAUCCUUCCUUUAUAGGGAUGGCAAAAUAAUCUGAACCCACGGGUACCUUAUCCGAUCCAACUCGGUUAACGUUGGUAAAACUUGUAUUGUAAAAUUAUGAAACGGGUUCGGGUUUAAACUCGUUUAUUGUUUUGCGGGUUGGGUUUGAGUUUUUCUAACCCAAUGAAUUUUAUCCCUGGUUAUUUUGGUGGAUAUACCCAUGGUUUGGUUUUUGCAAAAUCCAACCCGAUCCAUUGUCAUCCGUAUUUCUUUCCUCUCCUCUCUUUUUCUGUCUCUCUACGUAUCACUAGAGGCCAAGGUAGGUUAUUUGCACGACCACCUUGACCCAAAAAAUGUGGUAAAUUUUUAUGUGAUCGUGAAUUGUACAAUAUUUUCUUAUUGUUUAAACAACUUUAAUAACAAACAAUAUUUUAUGAUCUCUAUUUCACUUUAUGUAAUUGAGUUUAAUACAAACAAAAACCUAGCAGCAUUUGUUGCUACCAGUCAACAUUGUAAGUGUUGAAAGAGCACUUAAUGCAAAGAACAACAUGAAGAAACACUUCAGAGUCAGAUGGGCGAUUAAAUCAUGAAUGCUUUU